AUGACAACUCCAAUAUCAACUAAUACAAAUGUAAUAACAAAUUAUUCUGCUGAAGAUAUUGAACGAAUAAUCAAUGAUUUUUAUUCUCCAACAUCUCAAUUAUCAACUGAACAACGUCAAAAAUUGAAUACUAUUCUUGAAAAUUUACAAUAUUCUAAAUCAGCAUGGGAUUUUCCAUGGAAAUUUUUAGAUAUAAGUAAAUCAUCAAGUAUUCAAUUCUUUGGUACUGUUGCUCUUUGUAAUAAAAUUUCUAAACAUUUAUUAGAAUUAGAUGAUAAUCAAAUACGAGAAUUAUUUCAUCAACUAAUUCAACGAUUAAUUUUAUAUAUUUCAAUUAAUUCAAAACAAAUAAUUACUAAAUUAACUAUAGUUGUUAGUUAA
Rotaria sordida is the source of this 381-nucleotide messenger RNA. NCBI's taxonomy places the organism in Eukaryota, Metazoa, Rotifera, Eurotatoria, Philodinida, Philodinidae. The record is from the annotation of a GenBank genome assembly.